Molecule: messenger RNA, 599 nt
Organism: Drosophila santomea
Lineage: Eukaryota; Metazoa; Arthropoda; Insecta; Diptera; Drosophilidae
Exons: 2
Coding region: 51-413 (120 amino acids)
Source: RefSeq, a predicted model, not a curated record
ACGACUGGACAGUGGCCAGUGAUCGAGUGGCCCAGGUAGUUACCCUCAUCAUGAAGAUCGUUUUUGCUACCCUGUUGGGCUACUUGCUCCUUGGACUAGUGCUGUCCCAUGCCAGCUUGGCAACUGCCGCAAAUGGAGUGAUUCCAACGUAUCCAGCAACGUAUCCAGUGCCCGCUGCUAUUCCCCGCCUGGUUCCCGUGGCCACCAGCCAUCAGUUUGUCACUCGAAACUGGAAUCGCGUUCUCGUGCCUCCCACCACGGUGACCACUUAUCCGAACACCUACGUUAAGUACAGCGGAGGCUAUCCGGCGUAUCCCGCCUACCAUUAUCCCUAUGCCUCCACCUAUCCGUACAACUAUCCCUACUACUAUCCCACUUAUAACGUUGGAUAUGGCUACAAGGGCGUCUGGUGAUCGGCGUGCUACGAAAUGUGCCUUUAAUAUAUUGUGAUAAUGUUCGAUACCAAUAAAACAUCUUUCGUUACUAAUUUAAUUUUAAUAACUCACUAAUUCACUCCUGAGACACUGUACUUGGUACGUCGUCAAAAGCAAAAGUAAAGCCCAAUACCAACUUGAUAAUGACACAAUUGUUGUGGUUAA